Aspergillus terreus NIH2624 is the source of this 1533-nucleotide messenger RNA. Its product is annotated as cytochrome P450. The record is from RefSeq and is a predicted model, not a curated record. Lineage: Eukaryota; Fungi; Ascomycota; Eurotiomycetes; Eurotiales; Aspergillaceae. Gene Ontology annotation, molecular function: iron ion binding; oxidoreductase activity, acting on paired donors, with incorporation or reduction of molecular oxygen, reduced flavin or flavoprotein as one donor, and incorporation of one atom of oxygen; heme binding. The transcript has 3 exons. The coding region runs from base 1 to 1533 and encodes 510 amino acids.
AUGUUGGCUCCCAUCGGGUUGGUAUUUGGAGCACUGUACCUCACGUACUUUGUGCUCCAGUACAUCCAGCGGCUCUACCAACAGCGCAAGUUUGCCAAAGCGCGUCAAUGUCUGCCUCCCCGUGAAGGUGCAGCCGGGCUCUUCGGCAUCACCCCAUUCAUUCGACUGGCCAAAGCCGUCAGGGAGAAGCGUUGGGUUGAGUAUAUCGCCGACCAGUAUAGCAUCAACGGGACCACCUUCUCCCAGGCUAUGCUGGGCCAGCGCAUGAUCUCCACCAUCGACCCAGAGAAUCUCAAGGCUAUCUUGGCCACGCAAUUCAACGACUUUAGCUUGGGUACUCGGCAUCGGGAGUUCUACCCGUUAUUGGGAGAUGGAAUCUUCACCCUGGAUGGCGCAGGAUGGUCUCAUGCGCGAGGGCUGUUGCGGCCCCAGUUCACUCGCGAUCAGGUCGCGGACUUGGAUCUAAUGAACGGCCAUGUCUCCCGUUUGAUUGAGCUCGUCCCGAAAGACCGGUCGACCUUUGAUAUUCAGCACCUCUUCUUCCUUUUGACCAUCGACUCCGCCACGCACUUCCUCUUCGGAGAAUCCGUCAACUCCAUGGGCAGCGGCGUACUGGAGAAAUCUGCCGUCGGUGGAGCCCAGGGAUUCGCCGAGGCAUUCAACACCGCUCAAGACUAUCUGGCCUCUCGUUCGAGGGCGAUGAAAUUCUACUGGAUGGUCAACCCGAAGGAGUUCAAGGACGCCACCGCCCGCGUCCACGAAGUGGUCGAUCACUACGUGCGGCUCGCAAUUGAAAGCAAGAACCACCCCGAGCGUAAGGAGGCGGGCCGAUACAUCUUCGCCGAGGCCCUGGCUGCGGAUAACGACGACCCGAAGGUGCUCCGAGACAAUAUGCUCAACAUCCUCCUUGCCGGUCGUGACACUACUGCUAGUCUCCUCAGCUCGACGUUCUUCUUCCUCGCGCGCAGUCCCAAGGUGUGGAACCGUCUGCGUGAGACAAUCAUCAAUGAAUUCGGAGACAGCCAGAACCCAAAGAGCGAAAUCACCCAUACCAAGCUGAAGGACAUCCCGUACUUGCGCUACGUGCUGAACGAGGUCCUCCGUCUUAUGCCACCGGUCCCCCUGAACUUCCGCACCGCAACCAAGGACACCUCUCUCCCCGUGGGUGGUGGCCCCGAUGGAAGGUCUCCUGUGUUCGUGCCCAAGGGGACUACCGUCACCUACAGCGUCUACGCUAUGCACCGACGGCCCGACUUCUACGGACCGGACCCGAACGAGUUCCGUCCGGAACGCUGGGAGGAGAACGGACGCCGCGGGUGGGAUUACCUUCCAUUCAACGGAGGGCCACGCAUUUGCCUUGGCCAACAAUAUGCCCUCACAGAGGCCAGCUACACGCUGGUGAAGCUGCUCCAGCACUUUGAUACCCUUGAGAAUGCCGACCCCACAUUGCUGCGGCCGGUGAUCCAGUCGAACCUGACCAUGUCGCACGAGACGGGUGUCAAUGUCCGGCUGUAUCGGGCGGGAACUGCGUAA